AUAUAAAAGUAAGGAAAUACUAACAAUUACUGGGCGGUUCAUACGUACAGUAUUGAUGUGCCAUCAGAUUUAUGGUGUCGAAAAGAGGCAGAUAUAUAAUCUUGUAAAAUAUAAAGGAUGGAGACAAUUAACGUAAAUUUGAUAUUUGCACUUUCUUUUGUGAUCAUAAAAUCAUCGACGACAUUAAGUAACGACAACGAAAUAUUAACGGCUUCUACAGAAACCACUGACAAAAAUGAAACCGGAAUCGGUGAAGAGAAAGGAUUGUCACUUCCGCCAUGGUGCUUUGAUCCCCCUGGAACAGAUUGCACGUGGUACAGGGACUGUCUCUCAAAGGUGGACGGAUGUAACGGAAGUAACGACUCGUACGCUAUUGGGUUCGGUGAGCGGAUCUGCACUGACUUCACGAACAGUAGGGCUGAGUUCUCCCCCCUUGGACAACGAUGGGUGGACGCCACACGUGCAUGUCUUCAGAAACGUCUAGUUCCUGCUCUAAAACCGCUUAAACCGAUGACGUGUAAAGAAGUGCAGACGUUCGCCUUUCAUACGCAUGGGCAGUGCUACACGCGCGCGGCGGCUGGCGUCCCCACGUUCUGCGACCUGGGAUGGGCAGACUGGUUGCGGAUAUCAUGGAUCGUGAAGCAGGCCCUCUGGAGAGAGGCGGGAGAGACGGUCAACCAGGCCGUUCAUAUUCUGGGACAAUGCUCCACUGGGCUGUUUGGAUAGAAAAAUAAAACGGACACAGGUUGAAUGUCCAGUUAUGUUAUUCCCUGUAUCCCUAAAUACAGUCCUUCUACCUA
Molecule: messenger RNA, 800 nt
Organism: Mya arenaria
Lineage: Eukaryota; Metazoa; Mollusca; Bivalvia; Myida; Myidae
Exons: 3
Coding region: 118-726 (202 amino acids)
Source: RefSeq, a predicted model, not a curated record